AUGGCGUCGGUCGGGAAGGCCUCAGUGUUCUGUGAUACUGUGGGUACGACCUCGGGGAUGCUGCGGGGUGUGAAGGUGGGCAGCCCUACAGUAGCAGGCCCUGUCGAUAAGGCACAUCUGGUCCAUAGAAUAGCCUUGGGCAGAAUCGACACCAUGGAGGAGUCCCUCACAGCUGCAUGGUCUAAGGCUGACAGUCGGGCUCGAGAACACCUUCGUGCUGGUCGCAAGCCUUUAGCGUUGCAAGCAUUGAAGGAACGGUCUCUACUACAGGGCCGACUAGACGAGCUAGGUAAAUAUCGUCUUCAGCUCCAGAGCACUAGCGGGUUCACAGCAACAGCUGAAAUACAGAGUAUAGUGGUUGAGGCUCUUUCGGCAAGCACGAUGAUGGCAAAGGAACAGAAGGUCGACUUGGAACACGUUGAUAAGCUAGCCGAGGACAUGCAGGAAGUGAGAGAAGACAUAGAAGUGAGCUCUGGCCUAUGGACUGUAUCUAUGAGGGAUUCCCUCCAGCUGGUGUCGGAUGCCAUAGCGGCGAUGUCUCUGAAUGGUGGUGCUGCAGUAGAACAGGAUCCCGACCUACAGGCUGAGCUCGAUAAGCUCAUGGACGAGCAACAGGAUAUUGACGUGAUUGCUGUUAAGGAGCAGGUGGGUUGCAGCAGCACCGUCUGUCCCGACAGACGUCGUUGGAGGGGAGCCGGUGAAAACUAUCUUGUCCGAAGAUUCGAAAGCUAA
Messenger RNA from Perkinsus marinus ATCC 50983, 732 nucleotides. RefSeq names its product Vacuolar sorting protein SNF7, putative. The transcript has 7 exons. The record is from RefSeq and is a predicted model, not a curated record. Gene Ontology annotation, biological process: late endosome to vacuole transport via multivesicular body sorting pathway; vesicle budding from membrane. Bases 1 to 732 code for a protein of 243 amino acids. Lineage: Eukaryota; Perkinsozoa; Perkinsida; Perkinsidae. Gene Ontology annotation, cellular component: multivesicular body.